Messenger RNA from Girardinichthys multiradiatus, 2494 nucleotides. RefSeq names its product T-box transcription factor TBX3-like. Gene Ontology annotation, cellular component: nucleus. Gene Ontology annotation, molecular function: RNA polymerase II cis-regulatory region sequence-specific DNA binding; DNA-binding transcription factor activity, RNA polymerase II-specific. NCBI's taxonomy places the organism in Eukaryota, Metazoa, Chordata, Actinopteri, Cyprinodontiformes, Goodeidae. The transcript is spliced from 7 exons. Gene Ontology annotation, biological process: positive regulation of DNA-templated transcription; cell fate specification; regulation of transcription by RNA polymerase II. The record is from RefSeq and is a predicted model, not a curated record. The coding region runs from base 546 to 2471 and encodes 641 amino acids.
UGUUGACACACAGACGCCUCCACACACCUUGACCAAUCACGCGCGGCUUUAGGAAGAAAAGAAAAAAAACACCGAAAAAACAACUAAUCGGCUCCCAAUUAGGAGCCGUCUCUCUUCGUUCACAUAAAAGAGCCGGCUCUUUGAGCCGGGUCGUUCGCGACCGACACAUCACUAGAAAGCAGCCGUUGUUCAUUCAUACUGUGUAACUCUUGCUUGUGUUUCCCAUCAUAAACCAGAGGGCUUAAAACCCCCUCCACCUCUCGUCGGUGUGUCCUGACUGUGACGCGCUGUCCUCAAAUAUUGGGUUAAUCUAGCCACGACUUACAACAGAGCGCAGACGUGCGACAGUCCACAUCUCUCGGUUUUCCCUAAGUGGUGCCAUUGCUUUUUUUUUUCCUUUUUUUUACCAGUUCUACGCAUGAUCCCCGUGUGCGCCGUUUUCUCCUUAGACUUUCAAGACUUUUUGGUCAUGCUACUAAGAAUUCAAUACACUCAUAAACUGUUGCAACCGCACUGAUUGAGUCUUCUACCUACGUGCUGUUCCCAUGGCGUAUCACCCUUUCCAAGUCCAUGGAGCAGACGCCUCCUCUCUGCCAGGGUUCGUUCCCAGCGCGCAGCCCUCCUUCAUCCCCACGCUGACUCUCCUGGACGCCGCCUCGUUCUCCGACCCCCGGUUGGAGCGGACAGCCACGGACGCACGGUUGCGCGCAGCUCUUGAGCUCCGGAGUCGGCCAGUGCACCCGCGGUCCAUGAAAAGCGUGAAACAACCCGAGCAAUGGCUGGAUGACGAACCGAAAGUCACGCUGGAGUCAAAGGAUCUGUGGAGUGAAUUUCACAAGAUGGGGACUGAGAUGGUUAUCACAAAGUCUGGGAGGAGGAUGUUUCCGCCCUUCAAGGUGUGUGUGGAUGGACUGAAUGAAAGUGCAAAAUACAUCCUGCUGAUGGACAUUGUCGCUGUUGACGACUGCCGCUACAAGUUUCAUAACUUCCGGUGGACGUUGGCUGGAAAAGCCGACCCGGAGAUGCCAAAACGUAUGUACAUCCACCCAGACAGUCCGUCCAAAGGGGAGCAGUGGAUGAGCAAGCCUGUUGCUUUUCAGAAACUUAAACUUACCAACAAUAUCUCGGAUAAGCACGGCUUUACAAUCCUAAAUUCCAUGCACAAGUACCAACCCAGGUUUCAUAUUGUGAGAGCCAACGACAUUAUGAAGCUUCCAUACAGCACCUUUAGGACGUAUGUUUUCCCAGAGACUGAGUUCAUUGCUGUUACUGCCUAUCAGAAUGAAAAGAUAACGCAGCUGAAAAUUGACAACAAUCCCUUUGCCAAAGGGUUCAGAGAUACUGGAAAUGGGAGACGAGAGAAAAGGGGCAAACACUUUAGCAAAGCAGACCAGGACGAUGCUGAUUCUGAUGACUCAUCUGGACAACCCAGUGCCAGUGAACCAUUUUAUUCUCCUCUGGAAUUGGUCAGCAGCCCUCUGAUGACCACACCAACUUGUCAAGAUGCGAAAGAUAGUAAAAGUGAUUCAGAUAUUGACCUUGAAGAUGACGAUGUUUUGAAAGCCAACCUUCCCAGGACUGCACAUACAUUAACUAUGACCCUGAUGAAUGAAGAUGUUCGGGAAAACAUCGCUGAUCUUAGUAAAUGCAACAACAAUAGGGAUGGAUCAAAGGAAAUGAUUAUUCACAAAGCGCAUGAUGACAGUCAAUACUUUAUGGAAUUAGGCUCUUAUGAAAACCAAAAGAGUGUAAUCAAAGAUGGUGGGAUACCUACAAUGUUGCAAUCACAUAGCUCAACCUGCCUCAAUAAUUUUCACUGUCCAACGUUGGAUUUCUCAGAUUUGUACCACCAACCAUUUGUUAAGGUGAGAGCAUCUUUGCAACAAAGACAACUAGCAAUGACACCAAAGCGUUUUUCCUCUUCAGGUGUUGGACCUAGCUUUACCCCUUUGCCUGGAAUUAAUGACUUUGAAAAAGGAUUUCUGUUAUCUCAAACUAUCCAGUCAGCUCCAUUUCCUCUGUCACAGCACACUUUGGAAUCUCAGAGAGUCUCUCUGUCACCGUCUCUUUGUGGUGUAGCGGGGUCUGCUGAUGGAAUGUCAUCGUAUCCAUACCACUGUGUGGCACCAAUAGGUGAGAGUGUUACAGCUCUCCCAACCUGUUCUGCCACAACAUCCCUUUCUGGAAUCCGUCUUUACAGAAAACCUCAGCCUUGGUUGAGAUUAAGUCCAUAUCAGAUCCCACCAUCCUUCACUUCUUGCCAAAAUCUCCUAACCACCAGCUUGCCUGGAAGGUCACCUUCACAACCUGAGCUGUCCAAAUCUGGAAGCAAAGACAGGAGUUUGCCAUCUGGACGUCAUAGUUACCAAGCAAAGGCCAUGCACAAGACUGUUUCCCCUAUUGUUAUGGGAUGUGCUGAUAAAAUACAACACAAUUUAAGAUUUGGAAAGUUUCAUACGAAUAGCGUCUAAAAUAAAUAACGCAUAAAAUACAA